This is a messenger RNA of Exophiala spinifera, 786 nucleotides long. RefSeq lists its product as uncharacterized. Bases 1 to 786 code for a protein of 261 amino acids. NCBI's taxonomy places the organism in Eukaryota, Fungi, Ascomycota, Eurotiomycetes, Chaetothyriales, Herpotrichiellaceae. The transcript has a single exon. Gene Ontology annotation, molecular function: endonuclease activity. The record is from RefSeq and is a predicted model, not a curated record. Gene Ontology annotation, biological process: maturation of 5.8S rRNA; maturation of LSU-rRNA. Gene Ontology annotation, cellular component: preribosome, large subunit precursor; Las1 complex.
AUGGUGUCGCAAUUUCCGCCCUGGCGACACGCCUCCGAGCUAGCCAUGGUGCGAGACUGGUUUUUCCCCGACCGUGCGAAACAGGACGCCUUCUCGACCACCCCACAAGAUAUGAAACAGAGGGCCAUUGACCGAGUCAAUCUCUGGCUCUUCAAAGCUGGCCACCUUGCGCCUGCAAUCGUAGCCACAUCUGGUCUGACCGAGGCUCUCCUUCACGAUGACCUAGACCGCAGCUCUCGAGGCAUAUCAGACUCGGCUAUGCAGAGCAUCUACGCCAUGGCAUUUGCGAGGUUUGUAAACGGGUUCGUUGAUCGCGAUGUAGCCCGACUGCACGCCAUGGAACUCGCAUUGGACGAUUCUGAGAUGGAGGACGCAGCAGUCCCUCCAGCCAAGGGUGAAAGUUCAAUGUAUGCACAUGCGGCUGCGAUUGGCAUGCCACAGAAGUUUGUCGACCUACGACACCAGGUUACUCACGGCGACAUCCCCCACUUGUUCUAUCUGAGGCAAAUGACACAACAGGCCUUGAGCUGGUUAUGGGAGAAGUGGUGGGCCAAGCACGUAGAAGGUGAUCCAGGCCAGGCGAUGAGGGAACAGGAAGAACGAAAGCGACUGGCACGAGAAGCCAAUGAUGCUGAGAUUAGACAGGCCGAACCCAACGAUGAGGAUGGCACAAACAUUUCUCACCCAGCCGGAAUCGGGCAAGGAGAGGUUGCGCCGUAUGCUCAAACACGACCAGACUCGAACAAACGGAAGCGAGACAUUAGUGAUGAGAAUGUCACGACAUAA